Messenger RNA from Danaus chrysippus (African queen), 963 nucleotides. The record is from the annotation of a GenBank genome assembly. Lineage: Eukaryota; Metazoa; Arthropoda; Insecta; Lepidoptera; Nymphalidae.
AUGGGUCGGAAGAGCUAUUAUGGAGUUUUCCUAGUGAUUACACUGGUCGCUAACGCGGUCUGCCUGCCGACGUACGCGGUGCGACCGAGGCGGCAAUCUGACACAAAUGCAACUACAUCGGAGGUGUCUAUAAGUAAAAACAAUGAUAUAACGUAUCCACCGUCUGCCACCAAUGAUGAUGACGACGCGGGCUUUGACACGUCGUCACAGCCAUCGUCGGGAGGCGGCAGUAGUAUAUCAAGUCUACUAAACCUGCUAGGUGCCUUCUUCCCAGGAUCUAGCAGUUCCGCGAUCAAUAAACUUCAAGAGAUCAUGCAUAAAAUGAUAAAAGAUUUGGGGAAUAUGAAGGGUAUGAAGAAAAUAAUAAAACGAGAUGUAACAAAUAAUGAAAUAGAUGUAGAUUAUAAAGUCAAAGAGAGACUCGAGGAAGAUGAUGUAAGUGACUCUGAGAAUAACGAAACGAGCGAAGAAGAUAAUAGGAAUGAUAGUAUGGAGGAUUCUGAUUCUAAUAUUGAUUCUGACGAGGAUUAUGAUGACUUCCCGGGGGGUGACGGCCAGGGUGGGGGGCUGUUGGGGCUGCUGGCUGGUCUCAGUGGCGGAGGCGAUGGAAUCGAUUUGAACAGCCUCAUCGCUUCUGGAUUGGGACUUUUUGUUGGUUUACUGUCUGAAGGCGAAGAAAAUCCAGGGGCGGUGAUAGCGAGCUAUUUACUGACCUCCUUGGACACUAUCACAGGAGGGGGAUCCAAAAAUAAUGGAAAAUUCUUUGGUAUAUUCCUAUCGAAGCUGGUGAAAGGUAUUAGCGCUAGUCCCCGCGAAGCCCCCAACAGUCCCGGGGCUCCGACGCAGUCUUCGCCCCUCUGGACCCUCAAGAUGGACAUUCUCCGCGCCUUACUUCAGUUCGGUUCUUCAGUAAUAGGCCUGGCUUCGUCCGCUGUCUUCUCAUCUUCUUCGUCGUUCGGUUAA